AUGCUUGCUCUACCCGCAUGCACGCCUAAAACGUGGCUCGACUUAUCAACCACUUCGAGGGAGUCUCACCCGUGCUGGUGCUGGCUCUACCAGGUAUACUGUCUUGCUGCGGCUGUCCGUAGUCGUUCUUCCUGGGCUGCUAACGUGGACCCCUGUGCCGUUUUUCCUUCGUAGCGAGUUCACCGCAGCUUGAUACACCCAGUAAUUGCUGCUGUGGAGUGGUUCCAGCAAACGCUGCUCGCUGCAUCUGCUACAGCGGUGUGCGAUGAUGGCUCCAGAGAGUCCAUCUCCUCUUUAUCUCUUCUACAAUCCUCCUCUCGGCUCCGAAUGUCUAUCGCGCUCCUGUCGGAAUUCGCUCCCCUCACAGCCUUCCGUUCAGGCUCCCGCGAUGACCCCGCUCACCACAAGCAGCAGCAUAUGCGCGUACGCCCACGCGGCACUCCCGCCGCACGACUUUCACGACCACCGGCAGUCCGCCUUUCCGCAUGGUCACCCCCCCGCGGAAUCCGUCGCGCCACAUCUCGCACCUCGGGAAUCUGUUUCUCCGCUUCCCGAUCCCCCUGAACCCCGCAUCGAGCCACAAUCCGCUGUUUUGAAUCUCGAUCCAGCACCGCCUCUCAUGGAGCCAGCGGGAGUGCACACUCCGUUCGAUUCUUUCGCCGUCGAAUCCGACGGCCACUUGUUCACGGACGUGGAUUACGGGCUCGGCUCCCUAGACGACGCGUUUCACGGGCUCGAGACGUUCACGGACCUGUGCGAUCUGCCGGGACCCACAGCGGAAGCGUGCGUUGUGCCGGAUGGAGCAGCGGUUGAGAACACCAUGGCUGCCGCCUGUGAGACUCUCGGCGAAAAUUCGUCGCAGCACGUUAGCUGUCACCAGCACGUGCCACCAGAAGCGGCGGCGCCGCCGGCGCUGGCGCCCAACCUGGCGCCGUCUAACCUUUCAACUCCGCCUCUUCCGGCGCAGCAGCAGGACGGCUGGAUGGCGCUGCUCGCAGCGGACCUUGGGCUUGCCGCGGAGGAGGCGCCCGCGGAAGGCUGCGCGGACGCAGGGAUGCGCCUGUCGAGCGGUGCAGGCGCCUUCCAGGCGGAGGCGGAUGUUGCGCUGCACGUUGGGGGCCAGGCGGAGGCGGAUGCGGGGGAAGCUGGGGGGGUAGUGUGGGGAGGAGUUGCGGAAGAACGGGCGGUGGGUGGUGAGACCCACGUCUUUCAGCAGCAGCAGCAGGAGCACCAGCAACCACCGCUGUUCUCCGCGUGGGGGGCGGACGUCGUGAGCAGCAAGGGAAGGAGCUCCGCUUCGGCCGCGGAGUUCGCACAAGCGCAGCUGCAGCAGCAGCAGCAGCAGCAGCAGCAGCAACAGAGCCAUGAAUCGUCCGUGGGUUGGCAGGGCAGCAGCCUCGACGGCAGCAAACUCAACAGUAGCAGUCUCAAUGGCGGCAGCAGCAGCCUCGUGUGCUGUUCCGCCAGCGACGACGAAGCGGUACAGGCGAUGGUGGAGGGAGAGGAAGUGGGGGGAGACGCGGAGGAAUUGCAGUACGGACAGGAUAAGUUGCAGCAGCAGUUCUACCAUUACCAGGGACAGCAGCAGCAGCAGCAGCAGCAGCUGGUGCUGCAGCAGCGCCAGAAUCAGUACUCAUUGCUGCAUUAUCCUUCCGCACGCGGCGUCUCUCCCUCGCCUCCAGCGGACGAGCCCGCCUUCCCCCGAUGGAUCUCCGCGCCUGCGAUCCCAGCGCACAGCUCCGCCUGCCCGUGCGGGCGCUGUGCGCCAAGUGCGCAUGCAGGGAAAUCCCCUGCGAGGUCUCACUCCGCGCUCAUAUCUGGCGCAAGGGGGGUCAGCGGCAGGGCGGGGGCGGGGGCAGUAGCAUCUGGUGCAGCGGGCCAUUUCGCGCCAAAACUAGGUGCGGUCAGUGUUGGUAGAAUCAGCCCUCCGAAAAAGCGGCAGCAGGUUCUUGUAGUGGCAUCUGCAUCGGCGAAUCCUGGCCGUCGACCGGGGGAUCUAUCUCAGCGAUUGGCGGCUGUGAUUGACCGGAUCGCGGCUGGCAACGCGCCUGCUGACGGUGGUGGUGGUGUAGCCAGUAGCCCUCGCGUUGCUCUCUUGCUUGACUCCGAAGGUCCUUCUCUUCCUGCUACUGGUGUUGCUACUGGUAGCGUUGCUGCUGGUGCGGGCGCCCUGACCGGUGCUGCAGCGUCGGCGUUGUCUCUGUGGGAUCGAGUCCGGCGGGAAGGCCUGAGUAGAUCAAAUGGUUCUGGGACGGUUUCGGCUAGUCCCGCGCCACUUGCUGUCGCGUCUGCUCUUAACGCGGAUGAGGGGGCAAACUUGCUGCCUGUGAGUGGCAGCAGCCCUGAUGCGCUGCAGCGAGCAGCAGAGGGGGGGUUCAGGACAGGGGUGGCGGGUGGGGAAAGGGAGCGGCAGUUGGUGCUGGGAAGAGGGCCGGGGGCAGGGGCAGGGGCAGCGUCCCAGUACGCGAGGAAGGGGGCAGUGAAGGGAGGGAAUGGCGGGCGGGGGGGAGCAUUGCAACCGGAUGGUCCGGAUGGUGGGGCUGGCGUGUUAGAGCCGAUUGCUUUCACAGACAGUGGCAAACGAGCACUGAGCCGGGAUGGGAAGGCGAGCGGGUCUCGCAGGAUAGGAGACGAUGAAGAGGAGUUGGCGCAUGCCGAUGCGUACAGCAGUGGCCAUGGCUAUGCUCUGGCUGAUUCCGCCACUGGCAACAAGGCCGUUGGCUUCUUCCAUAGCAGCAGCACCAGCAACGGCAGUCGCGGCAGUGGCGGCACAAGUGACAGCAACAACACCACCACCAACAACAACAACAACAACAACAACAACAGUAGUGAUAGCAGCUUGGCCUCUGGCAGCCAGUCUCGUGCCCUGGCCCUGCCAGCGCGGCGGUACCUCAGCAGCUUGAGCUACGGCGCAAGGACGCUGUACCCAGACGCUACUACCGCGGCAACAACCGACAGUGGAUCGCCACUGCCGCCGCCGCUGCCGCAACUGCCAGAGGGGCAGCAAGCCACCGUGCCCACGUCUUCCGCCCUCGCUCUGCUCCCCUCCGCAUCUCACCUCGGCAUGUCGGAAUCCGACCUCUUUCUCCGCCUCGCUGCUGGCGCCCGCACCGCCGCACACCCACCCGCUCUCCCCUCCCCCUCUGUCUCCGCCUCUCUUUCCCCCUCCUCCCUCCCGUCCAAUGGGUUUGCGCACCCUGUUUCAUUCACCAUGCAUACGUCCGCUUGCUCCGCAUACUAUACCGCCUCCUCCCCAACGAGCUUGCAUAUCACUGUCCCUUCGGUAACAAUUCCGAAGCCGCUUUUCCCGGAGCCCGUCUUUGUGGGAUGUCCGGUGGAAGCGCGGGCGACUGAGGCAGUGGUGAGUGAGGCGGCGGGCAUGUGGAGGCACGAUUCGAGCCUGGCGCCCGUGUCGGCCACUGCCAGGCUGAGAACUGUGGAUCAGCUCACUGCGCUCGCUGAGGCCUAUGCCACGGACGACCAGACGAAGAUCCGUUUCCUGAACCGCAAGCUGACGAAGAAGGCCGACCCGAUGGGCGAUCCUCUGCAGCGCACGGUGCACUUUUUCCUCGAGGCGCUGACGGCGCGGCAGGAGGGCCGCGGACUGGAGCUCUUCAGGCGACCUGUCGACACGCCCUUAGAGGAGGUAUCGCAGGCCAUGAUGCUGCUGUGCCGCGCGGUGCCCUUUGUGCACACGUGCCGCACGGUCAUCUACGAGGCUGUCCUCCACGCACUCGCCACCGAGCCUGUCUGCACGCACCUGCACCUCAUCAGCUUCGGCAUGCUCCCCGGCAACAACUGGGUGGAAGUCCUGCAUUCCCUCCUCCACCUCCCCAGCGGGGCCCCGCCUCGCAUCACCCUCACGGGCAUCGACGCCCCCACGACCCCAGGGAAGAUUGCCAUGAAAGCAGCAAUGGGGGACUUUGGGCAGAAGCUGGAGGCGAUGGCUGCGGCACUGGGGCUGAAUUUCACGUACAGGGCGGCGGGGGUGGGCAUGGAGGCGCUGCGGCCGGGGAUGAUGCAGCGGGAAGGGGAGCCUGGGGAGGUGGUGGUGGUGGCGUGCGCGAUGCACAUGCAGUUCCUGCCGGACGUGUCAGUGGUGCGUGCCAACCAGAGAGACACCGUGCUACGGGUCGUCCACUCCCUCCGUCCCGCCGCCUUCGCUCUCAUAGACGUGGACGCCAACUUCAACAGCCCAUUCUUCCUCUCACGCUUCCGCGAAGCGGCCAUGUACUACACAAACCUGCUCUUGUGCGUCGAUGCCGCGGGCAUGUCGCGCACCUCGCCCCGCCGUGUUCUCUUCGAGUCCUGCUACCUCGCCCGCGACAUCGUCAAUGUCAUUGCGUGCGAAGGCCUGGACCGCAUGGUUCGGCCCGAACGUAUGGAGCAGUGGCAAGCUCGGCUGGAGAGGCUCGGUUUCUUCCCCCGCGCUGUGCCCCCGGACCUCGUGCAGAAGAUUCUGGUGCUGCCUGCGUUCCGGAUGGGGGGUAGGAGUAAUGGGGUUGGCGGUGCUGGUGGUGGUGGUGGUAGGGGCCAGGUGGGGUAUGAUGUGGCAGAGCAGGGACACACACUGCAGGUCACAUGGAAUGGGGAAAGGAUCUUGUGGGCUGGGCUCUGGUGUGCUGCCGCACCGCUGCAGAUGAGUAGUGGGAAUGGGACCUGUUUACCUAUGGUUAUGUGAGGCUGAAGAUGGAGGAAGCAUGUUUCAGUGGGAGCCUCAGAGGUGUGGGCUUCUUUUCCGCUUGUUCCCCCAAGAAGUGAUUGGGGAAUGGUCCAAGAGGACUGAGAGAUGGGGAGUCUGCAAUUUCUCUGCUCCGUUCGUUGCUUUUUGCUUGUACCCAUACAUUUCUGUUCUUGUACAAUUUUAACACCUUC
Molecule: messenger RNA, 4875 nt
Organism: Closterium sp. NIES-67
Lineage: Eukaryota; Viridiplantae; Streptophyta; Zygnematophyceae; Desmidiales; Closteriaceae
Source: the annotation of a GenBank genome assembly